This is a messenger RNA of Hyalella azteca, 1147 nucleotides long. RefSeq lists its product as uncharacterized. Lineage: Eukaryota; Metazoa; Arthropoda; Malacostraca; Amphipoda; Hyalellidae. The coding region runs from base 293 to 1147 and encodes 284 amino acids. The record is from RefSeq and is a predicted model, not a curated record. The transcript has a single exon.
UCUCCCAACUGAGGUUCGUGCCUCUAUUAUUUGUUCCUUAUCACCCGUUGAAAAACGUUCACCACACACGCGGCACCACAAUGGUGAUGAACGCGAGGCUAGUGAUGACGCUUCCAUCCAAGCGGAGAACCACGAAAACGGGACACACAAUCGCCGCGCGGCUGACGCUUUCGAAACCAACAUUGAUGUCAUUUUUGCAUCCGAUCCUCCGACUGUUGUCCUCAGCAUCAGCGCUGAGGAUCUCGAUUCUUCCAAUUCGUCGUUACUGACCAUUCCUCCUGCCCCAGAGUCGAUGAAGAAUAACAUUUCAUCGACUAAUUCCUCAUGUUGUCUAAUCACGUCGGAAGCAUCGCUUUGGAACGACUCCUGUAACUCGGCUGAUGAUGACAACCGGCAUCAUGUGUAUACCCGCAGUUCAAUUAAUGUAAGCAAGCUCAAAAGUGAAUCUUCCGAUUGCAUAUCAGAGGAGUCCAGUGUUCUAAUUGAUGAUGCCAUAGAAAUAAUUGAAAAACACAUGAGAAAUGAAAAGCAACAUGGGCUUAAAUUUGGCACCGAGGAGCAGUUGUCGACAUGGGCUUCGAAUGCGAGCGUUGAUAGCAGCUACCAACUCGUCGGUGACCAUAAGACAAACUCGGACGUCAACUCCUGUCAAGAGCCUGAUCCUUCUUACGCGUCAUGCGUCAAAAACGAACCAUGUGAUCCGAAUGACCCUAUUUCUAACUUCGAUGUUCAGAACUUCUCCGAUCUCAUAAGAUUUAACCGGCCAUCAAUCAUCCAAGAAAUGCCUCAGAGUGAUCUGUAUGAUUUUAAACUUCUUGACUCGAAUACAAGUACUCAAUGGACAGAUCACUCGAAUAUGCGCUCCACUCCCUCGCACUCCUCUGACAGUAUCCAGUACAGACCUUCAGUUAUCUCGGACGUCUUAACGCCCGUGUCGAGCAUUGCCGCAAGUUCUCAUAUUCUUGCGACGUCCGUGCAGUGCGACGGGUCAUCAGUGUUGACACCUACCACGUGGAAGCCUCCAGGCGUUGAGAAAGACUUCGAUGCUCAAUAUUUCGACCCUGCGUGGGAUCCCUGGGACUAUCAGGCAUCGCAAUUAGAUCCUUAUGAUUACAGGUAUAGUUAUGUCAUUAAAUUUGUGCCAUAA